CUGAUGUCACCAAACUGGAACCCCUCAAUUCAGUUUUGUCCAUAAAGGUUAUAUACAAAAUCGAUGAAAAAGGUGCAGCCGUGGUGGAGUACAACCCUCACUGAAAAUGAAUCCGAAUUACUGCCGGCAAUGUGGACCAAACUGGUGAGCUCAUGAGAAGAGGGACCCAUGUUGCCGCUUCAGGCUGUGCCUGGCUGGGCCCCAUGGGAGCAGGCCCAGCCACCAGGUGCUGGAAUCCUGUAUCAAUCUUUUAAGUUCGAAAGCCGCAUUUGUGAAAGCUUCAUAAUGACAUUUUGGGUCACUUCCUAUUCAUUUUGGGGGCACCUCCUUUUAAUUUUGGGGAACUUCCUGUUCAAUUUGGGACACUUCUGAUUCAUUUCCUGGGGUACUACCUGUUCAAAUUGGGCAGAGGAAUGAACUCAACAGUUUUAAGUUGGAACGUUUGAAUCAGUCAAUGUAUAUGUGUAAUAUGUGGAAUUUAAAGCUAACUCUGUGGGGCCAUUAUUGUUGCAAAACCAUUUGCAAAUGCACAUUUCAAUCCACAAAUAUGUCGAAAGGCUCACAUUUUAGGUUUACAGAUGUUUUUCUUCAUCCUCGAAACAAGGCGGGUCGAGUUGAUGCCAAAAGAAUCUACUUUGUUGUGAUUUGACCACAGCACUUUCUCCCAAGACUUGUCUGAUUCAUGAGGAAUGUGGCCAAUAGUCCUAUAGUAUGGGGGAAGAGUGACGAUACAGGGGAGAAGAGAUAGCUAGGGUGGAGGACUUUAAAUACUUGGGGUCAACCGUCCAGAGCAAUGGCGAGUGUGGUCAGGAAGUGAAGAAACGAGUCCAAGCAGGUAGAACGGGUGGAGGAAGAUGUCAGGUGUGUUAUGUGACAGAAGAGUCUCUGCUAGGAUGAAAGGCAAAGUUCAGAAUCAGAAUCCUCUUUAUUUGCCAAGUAUGUCCAAAAACACACAAGGAAUUUGUCUCCGGGAGUUGGAGCCGCUCGAGUACGACAACAGACAGUCAAAUUACAGAGAACACUUUUGAGACAUAAAGACAUUGAGAAAAACAGUCACUGAGCAAUAAAGGGUUGAUAGUUAUCUGGUAAUGCCGGUACUUUUUUUUUUUUUUUUUUUUGACAAUUGUGCAAAAAGAUGCAGAGUCCUCUAGCACUUAGAGCAGUUCGAAAGACUGAUAUUGCAAUAGCCCGGUGCAAUGACCAUUGUGCAUAGGGCGCCGAGACUUCAAGCGAGUAGUGCAAUAAUCUGGGACAAUGUUGAUUGUGCAAAUGUUGCAGAUACUCCUCAAUCAGUGUGCAAAUAAGGCAGAUGCUACUCUGGCUUGAGUGGCCAGUAUUGGUCAACAACAGAUAUGCAAAUAGUGCAGCGUGGCGAGACUACUACAGUGAGUGCACAAGUAAUGUAUAAUUGGUCCCACAGAAAUGUGACAACAAACGCAAAAAUUGCCAGCAUGUUGUAAUGGAAUUGUAGGUUAGGUGUUUGAAGUUGAUUGCAAGAGGGAAGAAGCUGUUGGAAUGUCUGCUAGUUCUAGUUUGCAUUGAUCAGUAGCGCCUACCCGAAGGAAGGAGCUGGAAGAGCUGGUGACCGGGAUGUGGAGGGUCAGAGAGGAUUUUGCAUGCUCGUCUUAGUUCUGGCAGUGUGCAAGUCCUCAAGGGUGGGUAAGGGGGUACCGACAAUCCUUUCAGCAGUUUGAUUGUCCGUUGCAGUCGGAGUUUGUCCUUUAUAAAACAGUUUAUAAAACAGUGGUGAGGCCAGUGCCACUGUCUCUAAUACGUUUAGAGACAGUGGCACUGAAGAGACAACAGGAAGCAGAGCUGAAGGUGGUGGAAAUGAAGAUGUUGAGGUUCGCUCUCGGAGUGACCAGGCUGGAUGAGCUCAUCAGAGGGACAGCCAAGGUUCGAUGUUUUGAAGACAAAGUUAGAGAGAGCAGACUUCGAUGGUUUGGACACGUCCAGAGGAGAAAUAGUGAGUAUAUUGGUAGAAGGAUGAUAAGGAUGGAGCUGCCAGACAAGAGAGCUAGAGGAAGACCAAAGAGAAGGUUGAAGGAUGUCGUGAGGGAAGACAUGAGGGCAGUUGGUGUUCGAGAGGAGAAUGCUGUAGAUAGACUUAGAUGGAAAAAGAUGACGCCCUGUGGCGACCCCUAAAGGGACAAGCCGAAAGGAAAAGAAGAACACACUUCCUUGAGAUGCUUCCAUACCUCAAGAGGCAUUUUUCCAUGACCCUUCCUGCCAGUUUCAGAGGGAAAAACACUACUCGACCAGAUUAUGAGCACCAAAACUCCAACUUCUACGCUAUCUCUGCCAUGGAUGGAGUGCCCUUCAUGAUCUCUGAGAAGUUUGCAUGUGCCUCAUCAGAAUUGCAGCAAGUGGAUCUCAUUGGCAUUACCAUCAAAACAUUGGCUGAAAUUGAGAAAGAAAGACGGGACCGUCCACCAUCGUGGAGCUGCGGACAGUCCCAGACAGAAGCCUUGUUGGCUGCAGUUGGGACAGCGAUGAAGUCCAUAGCCCUCCACCAAGACAAUGAAGGAGGGUCCGACAGCCGAGGCCGAAGAGCAGCACCGAUGUUCAUAGCACAACUGAAACGAAGAGCCACCACUGAAGGGGGACGGCGACCACGGCAGAAUGAAUGGGAGAAAGUUGACCAGGGUCCAACAACACUGUGGCAUUUUGUCCCAGGUCCUGUGUGUGCAUUUACUGUAUCUGUAAAAGCCUUUUUAGGAUGCAUUUUGAAUGGUGUGUUCAUGCCGUUCAAAACGCAACGCUGCGUCAAGGUGGGCGCUUACCAUUGCGGCGCUGCGCCUCGACUUGAAAUGCUUGUUCUUUUUUUAAACUAUCUUUAUUUAACAACAUUUCAACGAUACACUUGAGUUGAUAGCAUUGCUGUGGCGUCAAACAGCGUAUCCAAUAAUAGAAAAGUGCCCCCCAAAAAAUCUUUUCGAGGAUUGUAGAAAAACCCUUUUCGAGGAUUGUAGAACUAACGAAGAAAAGGAACAGAUUUUGUUGUGAAUUUUCACAACGAAGUCCAUUCCUCUGAUAUGAGAGUGGCACUUAACCAAGGUGAAUGGCAACAGCAAAAUUCCCAUUCACUUACAGUAAAUGUUCAUUGAAUUUAAUUUUUUUUGUUGUCGUGAAAAUCAUGUUUUGUUGGUUUGUUCUUUUAACACUGAUUAUGUGUGCAACUGAUGCGUGAUUCAUUUUGUGCAUGACCUGGAUGACAGAGAAUCUACACAGACAAAAAAAAUAUAUACCUGUUGUGAAUUUGAAAUAAACCAUAUUUUAUUUUUAAAAUGAGGAAGUGUUCUGUGAACUCCAGAUGAAACUUGCGGUGUUCCGUACCUCCAACAAGGGUAAGAACCACUGCAGUAGGGGGUCUUCUGCUGGGAUAGACCAGCCAAUUAUAGUGCAGCGGCGCGUGUCCUGGAGCUGAAUCUGACUUUGCAGCUGCUUUGAUGCGUAAGCAUCAUUAAUUUGAACUACCUCAAAGCCAGUGUCUAGAAGUAUUCAUUUGUUCCUGCUCAACGGAAGCGCCGUUCAUCCGGAAGAACGGCGCAACAAA
Molecule: messenger RNA, 3556 nt
Organism: Phycodurus eques (leafy seadragon)
Lineage: Eukaryota; Metazoa; Chordata; Actinopteri; Syngnathiformes; Syngnathidae
Gene: mvb12ba
Product: multivesicular body subunit 12Ba
Exons: 6
Coding region: 2112-2867 (251 amino acids)
Biological process (GO): viral budding; regulation of epidermal growth factor receptor signaling pathway; virus maturation
Cellular component (GO): ESCRT I complex; late endosome
Source: RefSeq, a predicted model, not a curated record